Messenger RNA from Adineta ricciae, 285 nucleotides. Lineage: Eukaryota; Metazoa; Rotifera; Eurotatoria; Adinetida; Adinetidae. The record is from the annotation of a GenBank genome assembly.
AUGUUAGUCAGUGUUGUUUCAGCAGUUAUUGAAAAUAAAACAACUUCAACAGAGUCGGUGGCAUGUGAUUUGAAGGAAGGUCGAUGGGAAAAGAAUGGAAAGUUUUCUUUGCAAAAUAUUCUCUUCCAUGCUCAUCCUGGUGAUCUCAUUUGCAUCAUUGGACCAGUCGGAUCUGGCAAAAGCUCUUUAUUGCAAACAUUAACAGGUGAAAUCACAUACUUCGAUGGUACAGUUCGACUGAAUGGCUCAUUUUGUUACGUACCGCAAGAAUCUUUGAACUCGUGA